This is a messenger RNA of Daphnia pulex (common water flea), 3700 nucleotides long. RefSeq names its product leucine--tRNA ligase, cytoplasmic-like (gene LeuRS). Bases 138 to 3665 code for a protein of 1175 amino acids. Gene Ontology annotation, molecular function: aminoacyl-tRNA deacylase activity; leucine-tRNA ligase activity; ATP binding. The transcript has 17 exons. Lineage: Eukaryota; Metazoa; Arthropoda; Branchiopoda; Diplostraca; Daphniidae. The record is from RefSeq and is a predicted model, not a curated record. Gene Ontology annotation, biological process: leucyl-tRNA aminoacylation.
AUCGGUCAAUCAGAUAAUCGUGAAUUGCUGAGGCAAGGCAAGACUUGCGUUUCCCAAUUGAAUAUUCUGUCGUCUGCUUGCCGGACGUAAAAGUCAUCGCUUGAUAACUUCUUGGAUUUUCUUCUUUUUCAAUCAAUAUGACUGAGAGAAAGGGGCGAUUCAAGGUUGAUUUUCUUCUGGAUCUUGAGAGAGUGAUUCAAGAAAAAUGGGAAAAUGACAAGAUAUUUGAAGAAGAUGCACCUGAAGAUGAAACUGCUGAAAAAUUCUUUGUUAACUUUCCAUAUCCUUACAUGAACGGGCUGUUGCAUUUAGGACAUACUUUUACACUAAUGAAGUGUGAUCUAGCUGUGGGCUAUCAGCGAUUGAAGGGGAAAAAAUGUUUGUAUCCAUUUGGAUUUCAUUGCACAGGAAUGCCAAUUAAGGCAUGUGCAGAUAAACUGAAACGAGAGAUGGAACAGUUUGGAUUCCCACCAAAGUUUCCGGAACAUGUGGAAGAAGUAGUAGAGGAAGUUCAGGAUAAUUCAAUUCCUAAGGAUAAAUCCAAGGGCAAAAAAAGCAAGGCUGUUGCUAAAUCAGGCACAGCCAAAUACCAAUGGCAAAUUAUGCAAAGUCUUGGCUUAAAUGAUGAGGAAAUCAAGCCCUUCGCUAAUGCAGAAUACUGGCUUAAAUUUUUCCCUCCGUUAGCUAAAAGAGAUUUGAUGAAGUUAGGCUUGCACGUUGAUUGGCGACGGUCGUUUAUUACGACAGACGUAAAUCCUUUUUACGAUAGCUUUGUUCGUUGGCAGUUUUUGCGUUUAAAAGAUCGUGGUCACAUCCAGUUUGGUGAAAGGUACACCAUUUUUUCACCCAAGGACGACCAACCAUGCAUGGAUCACGACCGGGCAUCGGGAGAAGGUGUUGGUCCUAUGGAAUACACACUAAUCAAAAUGAAAGUGUUGGAUCCAUUACCCAGUGUCUUGCAGCCUUUUAAUAAGAAAUCCAUUUAUUUGGUAGCUGCUACUCUUCGACCGGAAACAAUGUAUGGUCAAACCAAUUGCUGGUUGCGACCUGACAUGGAUUAUAUUGUCUUUGAAACAAAAUCCAAUGAGAUUUUUGUUUGCACCUACCGAGCAGCUUUGAACAUGUCGUUCCAGAAAAUGACAGCUGACGUGGGAACAGUUGUGGUUUUAGCCACAAUCAAGGGCGAACAAAUACUGGGUGCGGCAUUACAGUCUCCCUUGGCUAGUUUCUCUCCGAUUUACACUUUGCCUAUGUUGACAAUCAAAGAAGAUAAAGGAACUGGUAUUGUAACCAGUGUUCCUUCUGAUUCUCCAGAUGAUUAUGCGGCUCUGCGGGAUCUGAAAAACAAAGCUCCCUUAAGAGAAAAAUACGGAAUCAAGGAUGAAAUGGUUUUACCAUUUGAGCCUGUUCCAAUUGUAGAAGUUCCUGAACUGGGGAAUCUGAGUGCAGUUUAUGCAUGCGAUCGCUUCAAAAUCCAGAGUCAAAAUGACAGAGAUAAACUCCAAGAGGCUAAAGAACUUGUUUAUUUGAAAGGGUUCUACGAUGGCGUUCUCCUUGUUGGACCUCAUCAGGGCAAGAAAGUGCAAGAUGUCAAAAAAGUGAUUCAGAAGGAAAUGAUUGAAGCAGCGCAAGCAGUUGUUUACAUGGAACCAGAGAAAACGAUCAUUUCAAGAUCAGGUGACGAGUGCGUGGUUGCUCUCUGUGACCAAUGGUAUCUCGAUUACGGAAAGGGAGUUUGGAGGGAACGCACUACAGAAGCUUUGGCGAAAACUGAAACCUAUCACGACGAAGUUCGUAAAAACUUUACUGCCACCCUAGAUUGGCUUAAAGAGCAUGCGUGCUCGCGAACUUAUGGUCUUGGCUCGAAGUUGCCUUGGGAUGAAAAAUGGCUAAUAGAAUCGCUUUCAGAUUCCACCAUUUAUAUGGCGUACUAUACGGUCGCGCAUUUGUUGCAAGGAAAUACUUUUGAUGGAAGAGGAGAAAACGCCUUGGGGAUCAAAGCCGAUCAAAUGACACCCGAGGUCUGGGAUUACAUUUUCUUCAAAGAAGCAUCCCUACCCAAGACUACGAUUCCUCAAGAGAAAUUGAGUACUUUGAAGAAAGAAUUCAAUUUUUGGUAUCCUGUAGACUUGCGCGUAUCAGGCAAGGACUUGGUUCCCAACCAUUUGACCUAUUUUCUAUACAACCAUGUUGCCAUCUGGCCAAACGAACCCAACAGGUGGCCUCAAGCCAUUCGAGCCAAUGGUCACUUGCUGCUCAAUUCUGAAAAAAUGUCAAAAUCAACAGGCAACUUCUUGACUCUUUCUGACGCUAUUGAUAAGUUUAGCGCUGACGGUAUGAGGUUAGCCUUGGCUGAUUCGGGUGAUUCUGUGGAAGACGCAAACUUCGUUGAAGCAAUGGCAGACGCUGGUAUUUUGAGGUUGUAUACCUUGAUUGAUUGGGUUAAAGAAUGCCUUGCAACAGUGGAUCAACUUAGAGAUUCGGAUUACACGUUUAACGAUCAAGUUUUUGAUAAUGAAAUGAAUCUCAAAAUCGUUGAGACAAAUCAGAAUUACGAUCGCAUGCUCUUUAAAGAGGCUCUCCGAACUGGGUUCUUUGAAUACCAAGCCAUCCGUGACACCUAUAGAGAAAUAAGCAUGGGCAACGUUCAUAAAAAACUAAUUUUGAAGUAUAUCGAAACUCAAGCUGUUAUUCUCUCCCCGAUUUGUCCGCACGUCGCGGAACAUAUUUGGGAACUGCUUGGUCAUAAAGAAAGCAUAUUGAAAUCUCGGUGGCCGACAGUUCCUGAAUACGACAGCGUUCUCAUCAGCGCGGGCGCUUAUUUAGACCAGGCUGCUCACGAAUUCCGCUUGCGACUGAAAGCAUACUUGGCAUCACUUACGUCGAAAGGCGCUAAAAAAGCCGUCAAUGUACCAACUGGAAAACCCACCCACGGAACUAUCUGGAUAGCCAAAAGCUACCCUACUUGGCAAUCAAUUAUUCUGACCCUGCUUCAAGAAAGAUUUAACAAAGACGGAGUUAUGCCUGACAACAAAUGGCUGUCAACUGAACUAAGCUCGAAACCAGAAUUGAAAAAAUCUCUAAAGAAAGUAAUGCCUUUUGUUCAAGUGGCGAAAGAAAAAGUUGCCAAGCACGGCAUUCGUGCCCUCAAUCUAACCAUGGAUUUCGACGAAGUAGAAGUAAUUACGAAGAACAUAGAGUAUCUCACCGCAACGUUAGACUUAGAGGGUUUGAACGUCCUUUAUUCUGAUGAUUCAACGGCUGAUGAGAAGAUUAAAGAAGACUGCGUUCCUGGCACCCCUCAUAUUACUUUCCGUCACCAACCUGGAGUUUCCAUCAACUUCGUCAAUCCUCAACCUCUUUCUGGUUUGUUUGAAGUAAAACUGACAGUAAUGCAGGGUGAUACUCCGGCAAAAUUAGUCAGUCGUUUGGUUAAACAUCAUAAACAAAUUAAAGAUCCCAAACGCGUUAGCCUUUGGCGCUUCCAAGACCCUAUUCUUGGCCCUAGAAAAAUUCCUACGAGUGACGAUUUAGAAAGAGGAAAGGUUCAGCUGACUGAAGCAAGUACAUUCUUCGUGAACGUUGAAAGUAACACGGUUGCGGUCGAGGAAAAUGGGGUACAAAUUGACAUUGGGUCAAGUUUGACGUAUAUUGUUGCAUUGUAAAUUUCAAGGAUUUAAAAAUACAACAAUUGGGCUCA